AUGGGUCUACCCCGACUAUAUAUGCCUCUGCGCAGGUCGCUUUCCCAGAUCCCUCCAACCUGUCGCAAACCGAACAGCACUCCAACAGCCUUCCGCAGAUUCUACUCAGAGAGACCCCAACCAGAGAAGGAAGCGCAACCACCGAAUUCGGGCAAAACAUCAAAGUCAGCUCCUGAGAAACCGGAGAAUAAGAAAGAGAAGAAGGGUGACUUCACCGUGAAGUUCCCCCGCGCGCGGCUCAUAAUCGGCAUUCCAUUUCUUUCCUUCCUUGUAUAUGAUAUGAUGACAAACGAAGUCACCGAAUUCGACUCUCCGUCGAUUGUGGAGAUUGACGAGAACCUGAAGAAAAAAGCCGCUGUCAGCGAGACCUCGCCAAUGCGGUUGCGCAUGGAGAAGUUGAUCAAGGACCACCAACAGAAGAUCGUCGAGGAACUUAGCCGGAUAGACGGAAAGCAAUUCAAAGCAGAUACCUGGACUCGACCAAAUGGAGGAGGCGGAAUUUCAUGCGUUCUCCAAGACGGCAACGUCUUUGAAAAAGCUGGUGUCAAUGUAUCCAUCGUUUACGGCGAACUACCCCGCCCGGCGAUUGAGAAGAUGCGGGCAGACCACAAGUCUUUCGUCGGUGCCGACGUGGACUCCCUGAGCUUCUUCGCCGCCGGUCUGUCUCUCGUCCUACACCCCCACAACCCUAUGGCGCCAACGGUUCAUCUGAACUACCGCUACUUCGAGACGUCAGACCCCAAGGAUCCUAUCAAUGGCGACAAGAACUGGUGGUUCGGCGGUGGCACAGAUCUCACCCCCUCUUACCUCUUCCCCGAGGACGCCCAGCACUUCCACCAAACCAUCAAAGAGGCCUGCGAUCGCCACGACGCAACUUACUACCCUAAGUUCAAGGCUUGGUGCGACAAGUACUUCUACCUUCCACACCGCCGCGAAUGCCGCGGCGUCGGCGGCAUCUUCUUCGAUGACUUAGACGCCAACUUUCUCGAAAGCUCCUCCCACUCCUCACAAAACCCACAAGAGACCCUCUUCUCCUUCGUCUCCGACGGCCUCGCCUCUUUCCUCCCUUCCUACGUCCCCAUAAUCGAGCGCCGCAAGAACAUGCCCUUCACCCCACAACAGAAAGAAUGGCAACAACUUCGUCGCGGCCGCUACGUCGAAUUUAACCUCGUUUAUGACCGUGGCACGAGCUUCGGCUUGAGGACACCUAGUGCCCGUGUUGAGAGUAUCCUGAUGAGUCUUCCCCGUACCGCGUCAUGGGCCUACAUGGAUCCCGUGUCUGGUACCCGGACGGAGAAUAUGGAUGAUGAGGAGGCGCUAGGCGAGGAUAAGGCGCAUGAAAAAGAGAUGAUGGAUGUGCUGAGGCAUCCCAGGCAGUGGGUUUAG
Messenger RNA from Aspergillus mulundensis, 1386 nucleotides. It is a transcript of the gene hem13, whose product is annotated as coproporphyrinogen oxidase. The record is from RefSeq and is a predicted model, not a curated record. The transcript is spliced from 2 exons. Gene Ontology annotation, cellular component: mitochondrial intermembrane space; cytoplasm. Gene Ontology annotation, molecular function: coproporphyrinogen oxidase activity. NCBI's taxonomy places the organism in Eukaryota, Fungi, Ascomycota, Eurotiomycetes, Eurotiales, Aspergillaceae. The coding region runs from base 1 to 1386 and encodes 461 amino acids.